Messenger RNA from Oreochromis niloticus (Nile tilapia), 1056 nucleotides. It is a transcript of the gene exosc7, whose product is annotated as exosome component 7. The record is from RefSeq and is a predicted model, not a curated record. Gene Ontology annotation, molecular function: mRNA 3'-UTR AU-rich region binding. The transcript has 8 exons. Gene Ontology annotation, cellular component: cytoplasmic exosome (RNase complex); nuclear exosome (RNase complex). Gene Ontology annotation, biological process: TRAMP-dependent tRNA surveillance pathway; nuclear-transcribed mRNA catabolic process, deadenylation-dependent decay; rRNA catabolic process. Lineage: Eukaryota; Metazoa; Chordata; Actinopteri; Cichliformes; Cichlidae. Bases 103 to 978 code for a protein of 291 amino acids.
ACAACCAGCAUGCCCUUCGGAUUUUUGCCCCAUUGUCGACUUCUGAUGACGCAGGGGUAAAGCGACAGACAUACACACACAUGCUAAAAGUGUUUCUGAAAAAUGGCAAGAGUGCAAGUUAGUGAAGCUGAAAAAGUGUACAUACUACACGGCAUACGAGAUGACUUAAGGGUGGAUGGACGAGGCUGCGAGGACUACAGACACAUGGAAAUAGAGACCGAUGUGGUUUCCAACACAGACGGAUCCGCCAAAGUCACGCUGGGGCACACAGCGGUUCUUGUGGGGGUUAAGGCAGAGAUUGGAAAACCGAGGCCAACGGUGCCAACUGAGGGCUAUUUGGAGUUCUUUGUUGAUUGUUCGGCCAAUGCGACCCCCGAGUUUGAGGGCAGAGGGGGUGAGGAGCUGGGCACGGAGCUGAGUAACACCCUCUACAAAGUCUUCAACAACAAACGCAGCAUCGAUCUGAAGAGCCUCUGCAUAUGUGCUGGAGAACACUGCUGGGUGCUCUAUGUGGAUGUGCUGCUCCUGCAGUGUGAUGGAAACUUGUACGAUGCCAUAUCAGUAGCUAUCAAGGCGGCUCUCUUCAACACAAAAAUUCCCAAAGUUCACAUAUCAUCCGAUGAUGAAGGAGGAAAAGAAAUAGAGCUGUCUGACGACCCCUACGACUGUAUGAGACUCAACGUAGAAAACGUUCCCUGUAUAGUGACUUUGUGCAAGGUGGGACACAGACAUGUGGUGGAUGCAACACUGCAGGAGAAGGCCUGCUCUGUGGCAAGCCUCAUCAUCUCCGUCACGCACAAGGGCACCAUCACCUGUAUGAGGAAGGUGGGCGGAGGCAGUCUGGACCCAGAGAGCAUCUUUGAAAUGACAGAGGCGGGCAAACGAGUUGGGAAAGCCCUCCACGCUCCUCUCAUGAAGCUGCUGGAACAGGAAGAGAGUCUUGGAAAAAAGAGACAAAAAGUUGGUUUUUUGGGCUAAAAAUCCGCUCCUGUUUCUAAGUUUGUGUUUACAUGUAUACAUAAUUUUCUAAUAAAGUGUUUAUUUGUACUCUGCUUA